AUGAGGCGAACAUUCUUCGCGAUUUUGAUUCUUGCGGCUGUAUUAUCGGCAGCUGCGGCGUCGACGACAGCCAUACGCGAUUCCCGCGGUCUCACCAGGAGACGGCUUCGAGCUGCUGCGCUGACAAUCGAAGACGACAAAGAAGAUCGAGCGCUCCCAACGUCCGCAUUAACAAACGCAGCUAAGUCUGUGACAUCAAAGCUCACGGGGUACGCCCAACUUCCAGUGUGGUUAAUAACGAAAAAGUCACCGAAAGAAGUCUUCAACCUACUGAAACUUCACGAAGCAGGGUCCAAUUUGUUCAAGAACCCACGAUGGAAAACUUGGGUCACUUAUGUGAGCAAAUUCGACAAGACCAAUCCGGAACAAACAAUGGCCUCCGUGUUAACGCUUCGCUACGGUGACGACGUAUUAGCUGAGAUGCUCGCGGCGGCGAAGAUGAGCCGCAAGACGAAGAGCAUUGCGAAUAAACUUGAGGCCGCACAAGUGAACAAUUGGAUGGCCACAGGACAGUCGACCGAUGAAGUGUUUAAACUGCUUAAACUCCAUCUCGCAGGGGACGACCUUUUCGCUAGGACACAGUUGAGCACGUGGAUCACCUUCAUGAAGCGAUUUAACAAGGACUUCGCAGACGAAUCCACGACCUUGCUAUCAACACUGUCCAAGCACUAUAAGGACGGAGAUUUGGCUCGCAUUGCCCACAAGGCUUUGUUGAUCGACAGCUCUAAGAAAAUGGCUAAUGAUUUCCAGAUCUUGCAGUUUGGCAAGUGGGCAAGUGAGGAGAAGACGCCAAGUGCUGUCGCGCACCUCCUAGUUUCGUCUAGAACUGUACCCGGAAGCGCUACCAGUCAACGAACCACACAGCUCGAAAAGGAAAUCGUCGAAAACUACAAACGCUUUAAUGCUGCAUACACUUCGAGCCUACCGUAA
Molecule: messenger RNA, 930 nt
Organism: Phytophthora infestans T30-4
Lineage: Eukaryota; Oomycota; Peronosporomycetes; Peronosporales; Peronosporaceae
Product: secreted RxLR effector peptide protein, putative
Exons: 1
Coding region: 1-930 (309 amino acids)
Source: RefSeq, a predicted model, not a curated record